UCCCCCUCCCCCUCUUCCCCCGGCCUCGCGCGCCCCGGACCGGCCCCCCCUUUCCCCUCCCCCUUCGCGCCGCCGCUUCCGCGAUGCCCCCCCCUGCGCCCGGGGCCCGGCUCCGGCUUCUCGUCGCCGCCGCCCUGGCCGGCCUGGCCGUCAUCAGCCGAGGGCUGCUGUCCCAGAGCCUGGAGUUCAGCUCUCCCGCGGACAACUACACGGUGUGCGAAGGGGACAACGCCACCCUCAGCUGCUUCAUUGACGAGCAUGUGACCCGCGUGGCCUGGCUGAACCGCUCCAACAUCCUGUACGCGGGCAAUGACCGCUGGACCAGUGACCCGCGGGUGCGGCUGCUCAUCAACACGCCCGAGGAGUUCUCCAUCCUCAUCACCCAGGUGGGGCUCGGCGACGAGGGCCUCUACACCUGCUCCUUCCAGACCCGCCACCAGCCGUACACCACUCAGGUCUACCUCAUCGUGCAUGUCCCCGCCCGCAUCGUGAACAUCUCCUCCCCUGUGACGGUGAAUGAGGGGGGCAACGUGAACCUGCUUUGCCUGGCUGUGGGACGGCCAGAGCCCACGGUCACCUGGAGACAGCUCCGAGACGGUUUCACCUCGGAGGGCGAGAUCCUGGAGAUUUCUGACAUCCAGCGAGGCCAGGCCGGGGAAUAUGAGUGCGUGACUCACAACGGCGUGAACUCGGCACCCGACAGCCGCCGUGUGCUGGUCACAGUCAACUAUCCUCCGACCAUCACGGACGUGACCAGUGCCCGCACGGCCCUGGGCCGGGCCGCCCUCCUGCGCUGCGAAGCCAUGGCGGUGCCCCCCGCGGACUUCCAGUGGUACAAGGAUGACAGACUGCCCAGGAUCCCUGGAGAACUCAGCCCCGAGGCCCCCGGGGCCCCUGACCCUCCUCUGGGCCCUGGGCUGGCUGUGGUGGAGGAUGUAGGAAGAACCCAGUGCAGCUCGCCUCCCCCUGCGCGGGGCCUGAGGCCGGGAGCGAGAGAAAAAGGGAGAGCAAGCGCCGUGGGUCUCGAGGGGGCGGAAGAGCUCUCUGCCACCGAGGAGGAAGAAGAGAGGAGGAGGAAGAGGAGGAAAGCUCUUUAGAGAACCCAUCACUGUGAGGGAUAACGCAAAAUUAUGCAUCUUUCUACAGCCAUUUUCGCCGCCGUUCACGUUUCCGAUUGUGACCCAGCCCCGGCCACCCCACACCCCUCUCUUAGCUCAGGCUGUCAACUGGAUCGUGUGUAUGUAGUGGGUGUGUGUGAGCAUGAGCCUGCACGUGUGUGUAUGUGGGGGGGGGGGAAGGGGCUCAGCAAUCUUCCCUCCCCCCAAACCCCCACGCCCACCGCCCCCAAUGCUGCUGCCUCUCACCUCUGGCUGGAGGUAGGUAUGUGGGCUUCUCGACAGAAGCUGUGAGGAGAGGUUUUCCAGGCUCCCCGGGGUCCCAGUAUAUGCACGCACACUACCCCCGCCCCUCCCUGUUGAAAGAGUGUCUCCUGGCCAGGUUGGGAGUGAGGAGGGGUGUCACGCACUCACCUGUCAAGCUCUCAUUCAGCCUUUGUGAGCAGGUGGGGGAUCUCCAUCUUGGCUCUGGGCCUCCUUGCUGUCAACCACCAGCUGCCUGUAGCCGGAGGCCCCAUCACUGGCUCAGCAGCCUGAGACCUUCCCACUCUCUCUGCCCCCCUCCCCUACCCCGACUUUCGGGCCCCAUCUGGGCCAAUCGGUGCUUCCAUCCAACGGUCAGACUGGUGCCUGUGCUCACCUGUCUGUCUCAGUGCUUUGCCCUACCCCACCCCCGCCCGACUCCCCUCAGCCCCCUGCAGCCA
This is a messenger RNA of Mirounga angustirostris (Northern elephant seal), 1819 nucleotides long. RefSeq names its product IgLON family member 5 (gene IGLON5). NCBI's taxonomy places the organism in Eukaryota, Metazoa, Chordata, Mammalia, Carnivora, Phocidae. The record is from RefSeq and is a predicted model, not a curated record. Bases 84 to 1097 code for a protein of 337 amino acids. The transcript has 7 exons.